Psylliodes chrysocephalus is the source of this 1477-nucleotide messenger RNA. NCBI's taxonomy places the organism in Eukaryota, Metazoa, Arthropoda, Insecta, Coleoptera, Chrysomelidae. The record is from the annotation of a GenBank genome assembly.
CAAAGCCGACAAAUCGACGUAAAAACUCGACGCCGCUCUUGCCAAACGAACCGCUCGUCCUAAGGUACAUCGCACACAAGCACACGUUGCGUUAACUAACCAACUAGUAGACAGGACAGGUCCAGGUCGUAAACCCGUCUAGAACAAACCAGAAAACCGCGUUUCGCUCUUUCGCUGUACAUCCACUCCCCUGUGCCUGUCUGUCAAAAGAAACAGUCGACUCCCGUUACCUAGCAACCAGUAACAAGUGUUCUACUCACCGCAGUAGGUAUAUCGCUAUUUACGGUUGUGUUUUGUGAAGUGUCAAAAAGUUUAAAAAAAGUUUAGUUGAAUAUUUUCUUUAAAAAAAUAUGGCUAGUUCCCCCGGUAAAAAUGCCGAUAAUGGUGUUGUGGAGUUUCAGUUUUAUAAACCGGAUAACAGGACUAAGUGGGAAGCCUUUCAGAAAGCUAUUUAUGAUAAAUCUUCCAAUCAGUUUCUUGGAAGGACGCCAAAGAGUUGGGGCCAACUUCUGGUAUUCUACUCCAUCUUCUACAUAGUACUAGCAGCGUUAUUCGCCAUAUGCAUGCAAGGGCUGUUCGCCACCUUACACGAAAGAGAACCUAAAUGGAAGCUGGGCAGCAGUCUCAUAGGCGACAAUCCCGGUUUGGGCUUCAGACCCAUUUCGAAUAAAACAGAGGAAGGAUCUUUGAUUUGGUACAACGUUACUAACGCUACCACGUCGGAAAAAUGGAUCAAAUUUGUCGACGAUUUUUUAAUACCUUACAGGCAGAACCAAAGCGACAAGAACUUUGUCGAUUGUAACUUCACCAGCCCGCCUCCGGAAGGCGAGGUAUGCAGAGCCACCCCCGAUCAAUUUGAGAAUUGCAGUCCGGAACGCAAGUACGGGUACGGGGGCAUGUCGCCUUGCAUCUUCCUCAAGUUGAAUCGAAUCAUCGAUUGGAAACCGAAAUAUUUCACUAGCCCGCAAAAGGGAAUGCCUCAGGAAUUGAGCAGUUAUAUCGAGAAGCUGGAAAUUGCUAACUCCACCGAACGCAGAAUAUGGGUGUCGUGUAACGGCGUCAACGACGUAGACAAGGAGAGCAUAAAGGGAUUCAACUAUUAUCCCAAAGGAUUUGCCAGUUUCUACUAUCCCUUCAAGAACGUUAAAAAUUAUUUGAGUCCGAUCGUUGCCGUGGAACUCAUCGAUGUACGACCCAACAUUGUCAUCCUAGUGGAAUGCCGCGCCUGGGCUUCAAACGUCAAAUACGUCGGCGGUACCCUGAACAGGGCCGGCUCGGUAACGUUCGAAAUUCAAGUGGACGGCGCCUAUGAAAAUCCAUCGUUGAAGACGGCCAAAUCCGCGAAAAUAGAGGCUACAAUAAAGCCGGAAAACAAAACUGAUGCUGUGCCGACAACUUUAGCACCUGCAAGUUCAAGUCAAGCGACGACAACUGUAGUGAAUGCCUCUACUAUUUAGGAAAAUGUGCCAGAGUGGAG